AUGGAUUUACAUGACAAAAACAUCAGAAAAAGGAAAAGAAACCCCAUGAUUGUUAUAUCGUCAGGAAAUGAAGACAGUGUAAACUUUACAGAAAAAAAUAAAAAAAAGAAAUUAAUUAUCAAUGAUGUUGAUAAUAAUAAUUUAGCAGAUGAAAAAAAUGAAACCUUUUUAAAAAAAGAAUAUGAUACGAGAAAUAGAUGUGCUCUAAAAACAAAGACUUUAUAUAGAGGAAAAGAUAAAUUAAAAAAAAUGAUUAAGCCUGAUUUCAAUGAAUAUAACAAUAAAUUACAAGAAGAAGAUAAAGAACAAGUAGGAAAAUCAUUUUUACAAAAUGUGGAAACAAAAUUAGCAGGUCAAAAAGAAUUAAUCAAAAUUAAUGACAUGUGUAAUAACAAUAUUUUACUCAGAAAAAAUAAAAUUGAAAAAUUACAAAAUGGAGAAUUAAUGAAAUCGGAAAAUAAGGACAACAACAUGAUAAAUGAAAGAAAAAAGAAAAAUAUUUUUUUUUCAGAUCAUAAUUCAAAUAGUAGUAUCUAUGAAAACAUUGAAGAAAUACCUGUAAUCCACACAACAAUGGAAGAAUUAUCAAACCCAAUUUUAUUUUUUGAAAAAUAUAAUUCUAUUGGACUAAAAUAUGGAGCAAUGAAAGUAAAACCACCCAAUUUUUUCGAACCGCAAUUUAAUUCACAUUACAUAAAUAUGAAAUUUAAUAUAAGGAAACAAAAAAUUAACGAGCUUAAGCAUGGAAAAGAAUUUGAUCAUCCAGAGGAAUAUUGGUCCUUAUAUGAAAUGUACAAAUAUAACAAAAUGCUAGAAAAUACAUAUCUACCAAAAGAAAAAAUGAGCCUAGAAAAUAUUGAAAAGAAAUACUGGGAAUUAAUUAGUAACGAUAAGGAACAAGUCAUCUCCAUAUAUGGCGCUGAUUUACCUGUACCCAAAAAUCAUCCAACAUGCCUAUUUCAUGACAGCUUAAAACGGUUAAGAGAUUCCGGAAGUGAUGACUGUAGCACUGACAUUAGUACUACGAAGUGUAGCAAAUGUGAAACUAAUGAAUCAUCGUGUGAAUCAAAGAAUUGCCAUCCAAAAAAUAGAGAAAGGAUUAAUGUAUUAUUAUCUAAGCAGGAAAUAUGUGAAGAUCCUGAAAGCAUAAACACAUCGUCAUCUGAAGAUAAGUUGAAUUAUGAUAAAAGUGUUGCGCUUCCGUCAGAGAAUCGCAAUGGUGAUAUUAAUAGUGUCAAUUACAAUGAAUGCAAUUACAAUGAAUGCAAUAACAAGGAAUGCAAUAACAAGGAAUGCAAUAACAAGGAAUGCAAUAACAAGGAAUGCAAUAACAAGGAACGCAAUAACAAAGAACGCAAUAACAAGGAACGCAAUAACAAGGAACGCAAUAACAAGGAACGCAAUAACAAGGAACACAAUAGCAAGGAACGCAAUAACAAGGAACGCAAUAAUAAUGAGAAAUCAUUGAUUGAAGAAGAGCACUGCAUUAUAGAUAUUAUUAACAUUUCUGAUCCUGAAAAUGUCACUAGAGGAGAAAAUGGUGUCGAUAACAGGGGUCAUGCCGUAAAUAGGAGCGCCAAGGAUAUUUGUUACGAGUGUGAUAGGAAAAAGGAUCACAUUGAUCAUCCAAGGAAUAUCAUCAAUGAAAUAGAAUGUAAUGGAGUAAUCAUCUCUAGGAGUGCAGGAGGUGUUUGCGAAAUGGCUAAUAAUAGAAAUGAUAGAAGCAAAAGCACCUUAAUAGAAGAGAUGAAAAAUUGCAAUAACAACCAUGAAAAUCAUGUGGGAGACUUAAAAAAAUGUGAGGUAUUUUUAAAACAAAGAGAAAAAUAUUACUCAGAAAUAAAUAAUGUAAUUAAGAACAUAAAUGAAAAUUUGAAUAUAAAAUAUCUUCCAUUUAUUAAGGGAUCUAUGCUACGAAAUGUCGAUAUACCUAUCGAGGGGGUUAAUAUUCCAUGGUUAUAUGUCGGAACCCUCUUUUCCUCAUUUUGUUGGCACACAGAAGAUAAUUAUUUUGCUUCUAUAAAUUAUCAACAUUGGGGGAAACCGAAAAUAUGGUAUGUUAUACCACCUCUAUAUAGUGACAAGGUGGAAGAUGUCAUUUAUGAAUAUAUAAAAGAAAAUAAUAAUCAAGAUGAUAUGGUGGAGAAAACAAAUGGUAAGCUGAAAAAAAAUGAGCAGAAAAGUUUAAUAAAUAAUGCGGAUCCAAAAAAAAAACUCAAAGAGUGCUUCACACCAUGCAUCGAAAAUGCCAAAAGGCUAAAAAAUAUGCGCAUUCCAAAAAAUAACCCCCAGAUGACACCGAUGAAUGGUACUACUAAUAUUACAAGCUUUAUCAAUAAUGUAGUGCCUAGUACUAGCACUACUACUACUACUGUGGCUAAUUAUAGCCGUAGUAAUAGCAGCAGUUAUAUUGGUAUUAACACUAGCAGUGCUAACAGAGUAGUAGAUACCUUAAGCGUUUUAGAUGUGGAUAUAAACAAUGUAGAUUUGUUAUAUAGAAAAUCCCACUUAAACUACAAAAUUGUGGAUAAAAAACAAAUUAAUUUUAAGAAAGAAAAUAAUAAAAAUAAAAUAUAUAAAUUAACUAUACAAGUACCAAUUGAAGUAUUCCUAAAAAACAAUAUUCCGGUGUACAAAAAUAUUCAAAGAAAAAAUGAAUUUAUUUUUCUAUGGCCAAAAACUUUUCAUGGAGGUUUUAAUUCAGGCUAUAACUGCAAUGAAGCUUGUAAUAUUGCCCCUACAUUUUGGCUUUUUUAUGGCUUACAAUCAUAUUAUAAUUACAAAUAUUUUAGAAAUACCUGUAUAUCGAUUCAUUUUAUUUUAUUUUCAAAUUUAUUGCAUUAUCAAGAAUAUACCUUUAGCCAAUUAAAGCACAUAAUAUAUUCCCUUCGUUAUGUACUAGCUGAUGAAUAUAAAUUUUUUAAAGAAAGUAAAACCCUAUUCAUAGAUUUUACGCUAAAUCGUGAUGCCCUUUUAAACAAUAAUCUCAUGAAUUAUUCCAACCAUUUAUCACUGGAUUUGAACAAGAUGUAUUCGAAUUUUGAAUGCCAGAAAAAUAAACACUUACUUUUUCAAAAUAUUAAAAGUAAAUUGGAAUUUUUUUAUAAGGAUUGCGAUGCCUGCAAUUCCCCUACUUUCAACAGUUCAAUUAUAUGCCCCCACUCAAAUGAUAUUUUAUGCAUUCACUGCUCGGAAGAACAUAGUUGCAACUGCAAAUUCAAAGUUACAUUAAAGAGAUAUACUCUCUUAGAAAUGAUGAAGAUUUUGACCCUACUAACUCAAUAUGCCAAUAAAAUUAAAUCUAGUGAUGAGAAAGAAGUACGAUUUGAUGACAUACCUGAUUACAACUCUUUGAAAAUUUUUGAAGACAAAAAUUCAGUUAAAUUAUAUAAUUUAAUUCGAGAAACCAAAAAAUCAGAAAAUGAAAAAAGAUCCAAGUCAACAAAUUACAUGGACCUGGAAAAUUACUGCUUCGAAAAAGUAAACAACAUCGUUAAGGAAAAGAACAAGAAGGAAAAAUUAAAGAAUGAAAAAGGCAUUGUUUUAGAAGAUUAUUAUAUAAGUUCAAAUAAUUUUAAGACAAAAUUAACCCUCAAGUACUUUCUUCUAACGUAUGAAGAGGAAAUGGAAGAUAAUCCUUUGAAAAUAUUGCCAAAACUGAUAACUUAA
This is a messenger RNA of Plasmodium gonderi, 3669 nucleotides long. RefSeq names its product JmjC domain containing protein. The transcript has 4 exons. Gene Ontology annotation, biological process: chromatin remodeling. Gene Ontology annotation, molecular function: histone H3K4me/H3K4me2/H3K4me3 demethylase activity. The coding region runs from base 1 to 3669 and encodes 1222 amino acids. Gene Ontology annotation, cellular component: nucleus. Lineage: Eukaryota; Apicomplexa; Aconoidasida; Haemosporida; Plasmodiidae. The record is from RefSeq and is a predicted model, not a curated record.